AUGGAGGACCACCCCCCCAAGCUGCCUCUCAAAUGGCACCCUACCCCAUAUGCAGCACACUACUUUGUCUACCCAGUGUCUAAACACAGGGCCCCAGUCAAAGAGUCCCACAUCUACAGAGUCCCACUCCCAUCACCCACCUCUACAGAGUCCCACUCCCUCUCCCAUCACCCACCUCUACAGAGUCCCAUUCCCUCUCCCCCAUCAUCCACCUCUACAGAGUCCCACUCCCUCUCCCAUCACCCACCUCUACAGAGUCCCAUUCCCUCUCCCCCAUCACCCACCUCUACAGAGUCCCAUCACCCACCUCUACAGGGUCCCAUCACCCACCUCUACAGGGUCCCAUCACCCACCUCUACAGGGUCCCAUCACCCACCUCUACAGAGUCCCAUCACCCACCUCUACAGGGUCCCAUCACCCACCUCUACAGGGUCCCAUCACCCACCUCCCAGGGUCCCAUCACCCACCUCUAGAGUCCCAUCACCCACCUCUACAGGGUCCCAUCACCCACCUCUACAGGGUCCCAUCACCCACCUCUACAGAGUCCCAUCACCCACCUCUACAGGGUCCCAUCACCCACCUCUACAGAGUCCCAUCACCCACCUCUACAGGGUCCCAUCACCCACCUCUACAGGGUCCCAUCACCCACCUCUAGAGUCCCAUCACCCACCUCUACAGAGUCCCAGCACCCACCUCUACAGAGUCCCAUCACCCACCUCUGCAUGGUCCCAUCACCCACCUCUACAGGGUCCCAUCACCCACCUCUACAGUCCCAUCACCCACCUCUACAGGGUCCCAUCACCCACCUCUACAGAGUCCCAUCACCCACCUCUACAGAGUCCCAUCACCCACCUCUACAGAGUCCCAUCACCCACCUCUACAGAGUCCCAUCACCCACCUCUACAAGGUCCCAUCACCCACCUCUACAGAGUCCCAUCACCCACCUCUACAGGGUCCCAUCACCCACCUCUACAGAGUCCCAUCACCCACCUCUACAGGGUCCCAUCACCCACCUCUACAGGGUCCCAUCACCCACCUCUAGAGUCCCAUCACCCACCUCUACAGAGUCCCAGCACCCACCUCUACAAAGUCCCAUCACCCACCUCUACAGGGUCCCAUCACCCACCUCUACAGUCCCAUCACCCACCUCUACAGGGUCCCAUCACCCACCUCUACAGGGUCCCAUCACCCACCUCUACAGGGUCCCAUCACCCACCUCUACAGGGUCCCAUCACCCACCUCUACAGAGUCCCAUCACCCACCUCUACAGAGUCCCAUCACCCACCUCUACAGAGUCCCAUCACCCACCUCUACAGAGUCCCAUCACCCACCUCUACAAGGUCCCAUCACCCACCUCUACAGAGUCCCAUCACCCACCUCUACAGAGUCCCAUCACCCACCUCUACAGAGUCCCAUCACCCACCUCUACAGAGUCCCAUCACCCACCUCUACAGAGUCCCAUCACCCACCUCUACAGAGUCCCAUCACCCACCUCUACAAGGUCCCAUCACCCACCUCUACAGAGUCCCAUCACCCACCUCUACAGAGUCCCAUCACCCACCUCUACAGAGGGAGAAUGGGAAUAUUUGUAUAGUAGGAAUGCAGAUAUUCAGGCAGAUGGGAUGUUCCCAUGGCCCCUCCUCUGGUUCCCAGGCUCCGGGGCUCCAGACAGGGCCAGGGGGAUACAGCGUGAACUCGUUCACGCCACAGCUUGGCUCACUGGAGGUCACAGACACAGCACUCGUCACAACCAUCAGUCAGAAUCAACACAACAAAUUAGACUGA
This is a messenger RNA of Oncorhynchus masou masou (cherry salmon), 1785 nucleotides long. RefSeq lists its product as uncharacterized. The record is from RefSeq and is a predicted model, not a curated record. The coding region runs from base 1 to 1785 and encodes 594 amino acids. The transcript is spliced from 4 exons. Lineage: Eukaryota; Metazoa; Chordata; Actinopteri; Salmoniformes; Salmonidae.